GUGACAUGGACGCAUGGUUAUAAACUAGACUUCAAUAUGACGCGAGAGGUGACUAUCAACGGACCUUUGCUCCUUUUAUUCAGGGUUAUGUAAGUAUACGGAAAACAAAUUGUCGGUAUCAAUGGUGUCUGCCGGAAACUCCACCUUCCGGGAUCGGACAUCAGAAUUCCGAUCUCUGUCGGACACAUUGAAAAAGUUUGGGCGAAUAUCAGCUGCCAAUCCAGAUCGAUCAAAUCAGCAAAAUGAUCCAUCGACGUCAUCUAAACUGCCGGUAACUCCUUCUUCAUAUCGAUCCGAAUUCAACAAGAAGGCUUCUCGUAUUGGAUUAGGCAUCCAUGAAACCUCCAAAAAAAUCUCCAGACUCGCUAAUCUGGCUAAGAAAUCAUCAAUUUUUGAUGAUCCGCUGAAGGAGAUACAAGAACUAACAGCCUUGAUAAAGAACGAUAUAACAGCCCUAAAUGUAGCUGUAUCUGAUUUGCAAACUCUUCAAAACAUGGAAAUUGCUGAGGGUGAUUAUUCAGAAGAUACAGUUGUCCAUUCUACUGCUGUUUGUGAUGAUUUGAAGAACAAGCUAAUGGGAGCUACAAAAAAGUUUCAAGAUGUAUUAACAACAAGGACCGAGAACAUCAAGGCUCAUGAAAACAGGAGACAAAUCUUUUCUACAAGUAUAGCAAGAGAGAAUCCGUUACGCCAGCAACCAAAGUCAGUGAUGGAGCCACCUCCUUGGUCAACUCCAUCCGGUCAACCAUCUGAAUCUUCAGUAAAUGGAGUUCAAGUUGGCAACCAACUAAGGAGAAGGUUAGCUGUUGAGAGUAGUACUCCUUCCCAGAACAUGAACACAGGAGCCUCAAUGUUACAGCAGCAGGUGGUCCCACAACAAGAAAGCUAUACACAAAAUCGAGCAGUUGCUCUACAAAGUGUGGAGUCUACAAUUACAGAGCUGAGUGGGAUCUUUACAAAUUUGGCUACAAUGGUGGCCCACCAGGGGGAGUUAGCUAUCAGGAUUGAUGACAAUAUGGAGGAAAGUUUGUCAAAUGUUGAAGGUGCUCGAGGAGCUCUUUUGAAGCAUUUAAACCGGAUAUCAUCAAACAGGUGGCUGAUAAUCAAGAUAUUUGUCAUUUUAAUAAUCUUUCUCAUCAUAUUCUUAUUCUUCUUGGCUUAAUAGUGGGAUCUUCAAAAAAAACUGUGGCACCAUAUACCAUAUUUUUGUGAAUUAUACUUUACAAUGUCCAUAUUUCCGUUUAUGUUAGGACAUCCCCACACUUAAUAUUUUAGAUCUUCACUUUAUUGAAAUUCUUUUCCAACUUC
Lactuca sativa (garden lettuce) is the source of this 1308-nucleotide messenger RNA. RefSeq names its product syntaxin of plants 31 (gene SYP31). Gene Ontology annotation, molecular function: SNARE binding; SNAP receptor activity. The record is from RefSeq and is a predicted model, not a curated record. Gene Ontology annotation, cellular component: Golgi membrane; SNARE complex; endomembrane system. NCBI's taxonomy places the organism in Eukaryota, Viridiplantae, Streptophyta, Magnoliopsida, Asterales, Asteraceae. Gene Ontology annotation, biological process: endoplasmic reticulum to Golgi vesicle-mediated transport; vesicle fusion; intracellular protein transport.